UUCAUAUUUUAAUACAGAUAAAGAAACAGAUUGGGCAAUUUUUGGUGGAAUUCGUGGUGAUAGUAUGUGGACUAAUUAUAGUGUCUAUACUGCAUAUCGAGAUUGCUUUCAAUCGAAUGAUUGGAUACUAGUAAAUAGUACAAAUCCAAGAAUUAUUAGUGAUGAAGAAUUCUCUGGUACAGGUAAGAAGAAUUGA
Molecule: messenger RNA, 196 nt
Organism: Rotaria sordida
Lineage: Eukaryota; Metazoa; Rotifera; Eurotatoria; Philodinida; Philodinidae
Source: the annotation of a GenBank genome assembly